Williopsis jadinii is the source of this 816-nucleotide messenger RNA. RefSeq lists its product as uncharacterized. The record is from RefSeq and is a predicted model, not a curated record. The transcript has a single exon. Bases 272 to 673 code for a protein of 133 amino acids. NCBI's taxonomy places the organism in Eukaryota, Fungi, Ascomycota, Saccharomycetes, Phaffomycetales, Wickerhamomycetaceae.
CUCACACCAUCCCAUGUACCAUGAGCUAUGCAUGGCUAAUCCGCUGAGAUCGCGCUGGUGAUGGGGUUCCCACAGUGUAUAAGCUGGUGCUCUUCAGGGAAAACAUAGCGAGAUUUGGGGGAGGAGAGGUCGUCUUUCUGAGCCUGGAAUUCAACAACCAGUGGAAUACCAUCGCCUCUCGUUAUACUAACAAGAGUGCAUAAAGUGUGACCACCUAACCGUAAAACUGUAAUGUAGGUUAUAUGCGAUCAUGAUAUAUAGCUUUCUUCGAAUGCCUAGACGAAUAAGGCGAUUAGGAGUUUGCGCAUGGGCUGGGUUUGGCUUAUCAAAUUUACCCUUACGUGUCGAGCUCGUGAUCACGAUUAUGAUGGCUCCGGACCAUUCCAAGCGACCUUUCUCUAAGCUCGCAUGUUUGUCUCUUUACGCUGUGUUUAGAGGGGACUCAGAGCUACAGAGUGGAGAAUGCAGUGAUUGGUCAAUCAAAAACACCCACACCCACAUAUGGACCAUCCACUGCUUAUUACAUGGCCCAGGAGGCCUAUCAAUAAACAGUUUCAAGAGAACAUGCACUCAAUUGUAUCAAGCGAUCCCCUUGUGCUUGAAAGAAACAAGCAUGGUUUAUGUCCCUGUCGUAAGUUUAAACCAAGACGUAGGUUCCAGGGAGAAUCUGUAAGCUAUGAGAAUGUGAUCUAUACUGUUCAAUUAGUGUUGGUGCAUAUGGACAUGUCAGAGAAAAUAGAGCACCACCAUUCAAGCACACAGUACAUACCAUCCGAUACGCUCGAGCCCUACAUAUAAGUCGACAUCAUAUUGGCG